Molecule: messenger RNA, 5263 nt
Organism: Strongylocentrotus purpuratus (purple sea urchin)
Lineage: Eukaryota; Metazoa; Echinodermata; Echinoidea; Camarodonta; Strongylocentrotidae
Product: receptor-type tyrosine-protein phosphatase O-like
Exons: 4
Coding region: 179-670 (163 amino acids)
Biological process (GO): protein dephosphorylation
Molecular function (GO): protein tyrosine phosphatase activity
Source: RefSeq, a predicted model, not a curated record
GAUGGUGAUUAUGAUAGUGGUGGUGAACAUAACGGAAAUGAGGAUGAUGACGAUGUUGGCAAUUCAUAAAUUAGCACCAUCACUAUUAUAUUGAUUUCAUUUAUGACGAUAUUGAUAUCAACACAAUAUAUAAGAUGAAUCUGCAAACUAUCAAAGCUAGACAUUAAUUCCAAAUGAAAUGCUUUCCCUCUUGCAGACCAAAUGCGAGCACUACUGGCCAACUGGACAAAAGCCCCAUCUGCAUGGCAACGUGACGGUCACCCUUGUUGGUAGUAAGCAGACCGAGCACUUCAUUCAGCGCACUCUACUCAUAGGAAAGGGUACAGAACUCACCGUGACCCACUACCAAUACCUCGCCUGGACCGACCAUGGCGUGCCCGCGUCCACUGCCCCUCUCGUCGCGCUACUCUAUCAGGUCAAGAUGACUAGCCAGGAAGAUGGGGCACUGACCGGUCCGAUCAUCGUUCACUGCAGUGCUGGUAUCGGAAGGACAGGAACAUUCAUCGCUGCUGAUAUGUUAAUGAAUGCCAUACAACGAUCCACUGCUACAGACUACAUCGACAUCGCUGGUACUGUAGCGAAGCUCAGAGAGCAGAGAACCAGCCUAGUUCAAACACUGUACCAAUACAUUUAUCUUCAUCGUAUCAUGCUUUCCUUGAUCGAGGAGUGAUAAGGAUCAUAUUCCAGAAUGGGUUUCUUCUACACACAGAUGAGAUCCACAUAUGACGCGGUAUACCACCUUGUAUAAACUGCUGCGGUGUCCUUACUUGUAAAUCAAUGUCAACUGCACGCAACAAAGGUCCUCUAUAUUUACUUACAUGUAACUUUAUUUUUUUUUUUUAAGGAGACGGUACCACAGUGCAUAUCUGAAUAGGGCUUUAGUUUAAAAAAAAAAAAUGUGUUAAUUUUGCUUAGUAUGAAAGAUUUGUACAAUAUGUAUUAGAUUUGAGAGAAGAAAAAAUAUGCACAUAAGAGAUACAGGGCUGCAAAGGCCUACGAUUGAUUGGAGGACUUGCGAUUAAUUUGGAUCAAUCGCAACUCUUCUUAGGAUGGGGCCUUGUAUGAAACUGUUUAGGUCUCUCAGGCAAACCUCCUAGCUUAUUAUGUGACGUGCGAACAAGAAAACUUGUAACAUAACAUUUAUCACUGUUCAGGGAAUCGUGUAAGAUUUUUAUUGAAUGGAGAAUAUUUUACUCGCGAGACUGAAUCAAUAUAUUUUAUAUGAUUUUUAAAAGAAGCAAAAAAAAUAGCAAAUAUACUCAGCAAGCUACAUAUCGCAUAUGAGUUAAACAUGUAUAUCUCAUUGAUCCAUUUGCCAUUAGAAAUUGGUUCAUGUCUUUCAUAAAUAAUUAGUCUUCCAGUUUGAAUAUGCAAACAAAAAAUCUUGAUUUUGCAUGUACAUUUAUACAUUAAUCAUUGUUUAUCCAUAUAUUGAUAAGUGUUCUAUAUUAAUGUUUAUUGUACUUGCUAAAACAUAAAACCUUUAUAUUCAAGGGCUUCUAUAUAUCAGAGAUUACGUUAAGAAUAAUGUGUUUAUCAAUUCUAAUGUAUUCAUUGAGGAGACGUUGCAUACUUGCAUCAUUUUCCUUUGUUACUAGUACAUAGUACUAUAUUUUUCCAAGUCCUUAAUGAUUUCUAAUUUUUUACACCUACAAAAUGCAAUGAAAGUUAUUAUUUUUUUGAACUUAUCAUCAUCAUUUAUCCACUUGUAAUUGUUCAUAUUAUGUAUGUUAUAAGUCUCUAUUUUAAGUAUCACAUGUAAUAUGUCACAUGUAAUAUCAAUUGGUGAAGGGUGAUACCUGUAUCAUAUAUCUGUAAAGCGCUUUUAUAGGCACAUCGUUGGAUCGGUGUAUUGAGCGCUAUAUAAAAAAACGGAUUAUUAUUAUUAUUAUAUAAUUUUCUGUAGUGAUGAAAAGUUAUAAGGUUAUGGGUUAUAUAACAUAUCAUAUCAAAGAGAAUAACAUGUUUUUUGUAUAAAAUAUCUUUUUGUAUAAUAUACAUGAUAAAUUUUAGCUUAUUUCUUUUCUUAUAUUGUGAUGACCAACCAAUGCCUAAGUUGUAACGAAUUAUAUCUGUAUGUUUAGUUUUUGGUAAUGUCUUUUAUGUUUUCACAUAUAUUUCUAAUGACACUUUUCGAAUUGUAAUACGUGUAAAUAAAAAGGGAACUUGAGAUAGGCUUGACGCUUUAAUUACACAUAUAUUUGGUGUUAUCAAAACAUCAAACCUAUCUCAAGUUCCCUUUUACUCGUAUUGAGUAUCUGAGGAACAAACACUUUAACAAGCUCUGCUUCAUGUUAGUUCCUCUUUUCUUGUGCUUUUUCUAUCAUAUUUUUUGUUUCAUUGCACAUUUGUUGUGAUAUAAUUAUUCUUGUACUAUUUUUUGCAUAAUAAAUAAAAUCAUUUGAAGAAAAAAAAAAAUUAAAAAAUAGAUGUGUAAUAUCAGUAUAUCACUUCGUUGGGAGAUAUAUUAUGCUCUUAAAGUGCAUUAUAACUUACUAUAUUCUCGGGACCACAUUGCAUAUUGAUAUUAGAAGUACUUAAAAUAAUAUUUGAAUGUCAUUUAUACUCGGCUAUUUUCAUAAUCUUUUUACGUGAGAUUCUUUUUUGCUGUAAUGCAAUGAUAAGUUACAGGGGCAGAUUUAAGGGGUAGUACUAUUUUUUAUUUUUCCACAUUGAAGCAAAUAUGUCAAGUUACAUGUAAGUGUUAAGUCCCAAUGUCAUUAAUUUGUAGCAAGCAUUUUCUAUUACAUAUACGUUCAUGUAUGGUUAGUCUUUCUGUAAAUGAUUAAAUACAUCUUAUCAAAUAGAAUGACAUGUUCUUCCUAUAAACUAUCUUUUUUAUAUCCUUUUGUAUUAAAUACAUGAUGAAUUUUAGCUUAUUUCUGUUCUUAUAUUGUGAUGACCGACCAAUGCUUUAGUUUUAAUGAAGUUGAUAUGUAUGUUUAGUUUUUGGUAAUGCCUUAUAAUGCUUUCACAUACAUUUCUGAUGACACUUUUCGCUUUUUCAAUAUGUGUAAAUAAAAGGGGAACUUGAGAUAGGCUUGACGCUUUAAUAACACCAAAUAGAUGUGUUUAAACCAGUAUAUCAGUUCGUUGGGAGAUAUAUUAUGCUCUUAAAGUGCCUUAUAACUUGCUACUUCUUUCAAAAUAUAUUCUCGGGACAACAUUGCAUAUUGGAAUUAUAAGUACUUAAAUGUAUAAUUUGAAUGUCAUUUAUACUCGUCUAUUUUCAUAAUCUUUUUAUAUACAUAGUCACGGGAGAUUCUUUUUUUGCUGUAAUGCAAUGAUAAGUUACAGGGGCAUAUUUAAGGGGUAGUACUAUUUUUAAUUUUUCAAUAUUGAAGCAAAUAUGUUAAGCUACAUGUAUGUGUUAAAUCCCAAUGUCAUUCAUUUGUAGCAACAAUGUUCUAUUGCAUAUACGUACAUGUAUGGUUAGUCUUUCUGUAAAUGAUUAAACAUAUCUUAUCAAAUAGAAUAUCAUGUUUUUUGUAUAAACUAUCUUUUUAUAUCCUUUUUGUAUAGUAUACAUGAUGAAUUUCAACUCAUUUAUUUACUUAUAUUGUGAUGACCAACCAAUGCUUUAGUUUUUACGAAGUGUAUCAGUAAGUUUAGUUUUUGUUAUAGUCUUAUAAUGCUUUCACAUAUAUUUUUGAUGACACUUUUCAGUACGUGUAAAAGGGAACUUGAGAUAGGCUGGAUGCUUUAAAAACAUCAAAUACAUGUGUGAUACCAGUUUAUCACUUCGUUUACUACUUCUUUCAAAAUAUAUUCUCGGGACCACAUUGCAUAUUGAUAUUAGAAGUACGUAAUGUAUAAUUUGAACGUCAUUUAUACUGAUUCUUUUUUCAUAAUAUUUGUAUAUUCAUAUUUAUGGGAUGUUAAUUUUGCCGUAAUGCAAUGAUAAGUAACAGGACAGAUUCAAGGGGUAGUGCGAUUUUCAAAUUUUCAAUAUUGAAGGAAAUAUCUUUAGCUUCAUGUAUGUGUUAAGUUCCAAUGUCAUUCAGUUGUAGCAAAAAUGUUUUGUCACAUUAUACGUACAUGUAUGGUUAGUUUUUCUGUAAAUGAUAAAAUAUAUCUUAUCAAAUAGAAUGACAUGUUUUGGGUAUAAACUAUCUUUUUGUAUCCUUUUUGGAUAAUAUACAUGAUGAAUUUCAACUCAUUUAUUUACUUAUAUUGUGAUGACCAACCAAUGCUUUAGUUUUUACGAAGUGUAUCAGUAAGUUUAGUUUUUGGUAAUGUCUUAUAAUGGUUUCACAUAUAUUUCUGAUGACACUUUUCGCCUUUUCAAUAUGUGUAAAAGGGAACUUUAGAUGGGUUUGAUGCUUCGAUAACAUCAAAUACAUGUGUGAUACCAGUUUAUCACUUCGUUUACUACUUCUUUCAAAAUAUAUACUCGGGAUCACAUUGCAUAUUGAUAUUAGAAGUACUUAAUGCCUUAGUUUUAAUGAAGUAUAUCUGUAUGUUUUUUGUUGGUAAGGUCUUAUAAUGCUUUCACAUACAUUUCUGAUGCUCCUCCUCUUUUCAAUUCGUGUAAAAGGGAACUUUAGAUAGGUUUGAUGCUUCGAUAACACCAAAUAUAUGUGUGAUACCAGUAUAUCACUUCGUUGCUCUUACAGUGCAUUAUAACUUACUACUUCUUUCAAAAUAUAUUCUCGGGACCAAGUUGCAUAUUGAUAUUAGACGUAGUUAAUGUAUAAUUUGAAUGUCAUUUAUACUCAUCUUUUUUCAUAAUCUUUUUAGAUUCAUAUUUAUGGGAUAUUCUUUUUGCUGCAAUGCAAUGCUAAGUAACACAGGCAGAUUCAAGGUAUAACCUCGCUAGUCGUAAAGACCGCUAUUCAUACAACGGAAACGGGGUCUCUUUUGAUAAAGGCAUAAGGACCGCUACUAAAAAUGUGAGAUGAGGGUCGCUAUUCAUAAUUCAGAUUGACGGUCACUACUCAUAAGGACCGCUAUUGAUGUUUAAAACGAUUAACGUACAUGUAUAAUACGUCUCGAAUUAUGAAUAGCGGCCCUCUUCUCUUAUUAUGAAUAGCGACCCCUUUGAAUAACCACCUCACUUUUGGCUCAUUACUAGCGACCCUCUCGUCAUGUUAUGAAUAGCGACCCUCUUCUUCGAUUAUGAAUAGUGGUCCUUAUAAAUAAUGGUCCUUAUGAAGAGUAGUGUUUAUGGAUAGCGGUUCUUAAGAAUAGCGGUCUUUGUUAAAGGAAUGUUGCUUUAAUCUGUAUAAACCGAAUAAAUGCUGGGUGUAUAUCUAACUUCUCA